Messenger RNA from Aureobasidium melanogenum CBS 110374, 924 nucleotides. Its product is annotated as Rho GTPase activation protein. Gene Ontology annotation, cellular component: cytoplasm. The record is from RefSeq and is a predicted model, not a curated record. The annotation marks the transcript as partial. The transcript has 3 exons. Gene Ontology annotation, biological process: regulation of GTPase activity; signal transduction. NCBI's taxonomy places the organism in Eukaryota, Fungi, Ascomycota, Dothideomycetes, Dothideales, Saccotheciaceae.
CGCGACCGUUCGCAGGACAGGGCUGACCCUGAGCCGGGAAACAAAACAAGGACCAGGAAGGAUAAGGGUCAGGACCGUGAUGGUCACAUGUACAAGAACAACAACACAUCAGCCUUUUUUGACUUUCGUCAGAGUUCGUCACGCGCAACCGACGGUAUCACCAAGGCUAGUAAAGGCUUCCUCAGCAAGAUCACUCGUGGUGGGAGCAACCACGGCAAGCCCCAACCUGUCACUGACGAUGGAGACUAUGUUGUGCAGGUCCUUAACAAGGGCCUUGUUGAGCAGACGCGUCUGACACGGAUAGCACAAUCGUACGACGACUGCAAGGAUAAGACCGAGUUCUGGAUGCCCGCCUUGCCGUGGCGCGCCAUCGACUACUUGAACGGCAAAUGUGAAGAAGAAGGCCUAUACAGAGUCUCCGGUGGUGUAGCCAACGUCAGAAAGUGGAGGAGACGCUUCGACACUGAGCUUGAUAUCAACCUCCUGGAUGAGUCUGAUCUGUAUGACGCCAGCAUCAUUGCCUCUCUCUUCAAGGAAUGGAUUCGUGAACUUCCCGAGGACAUCUUCCCUAAGGAUGCUCAGCAUCGUAUCACAUCCCAGCUACCUAGUGAGGUCCCCGACAAAGGCUUCGUCCCAGAGAUUCUACGCCGCGAACUCCAGCACCUUCCGCCCUUCAACUACUAUCUUCUUUUCGCCAUCACCUGCCAUCUCAGCCUGUUGCUCGAGUAUCAGCACAAGAACAAGAUGACUCUGGACAACCUGUACCGUUGUUUCAACCAAUCGCUUAAACUCGAUGGCCGCAUCUUCUAUACUCUUGUUGGAAACUGGCGAUUGUGCUGGGCUGGUUGUGUCACCGAAAAUGAUUACCUUGUCAAGGAGUAUGACUACCUCAAGCAUCCUUACCCUCAGUUUAUCCAGGACAGU